Molecule: messenger RNA, 1129 nt
Organism: Ixodes scapularis (black-legged tick)
Lineage: Eukaryota; Metazoa; Arthropoda; Arachnida; Ixodida; Ixodidae
Exons: 11
Coding region: 89-1129 (346 amino acids)
Source: RefSeq, a predicted model, not a curated record
AACUACAGUAACUACAGGCGCCACAACCACAGGAACUCCCAACACGACGACCACCGUGACGGUGCCAGCCAAGGUUUCCAAGCGAGCAAUGAAGUUCGUGCCAUACAGAGAGUUCGAGGACGUGCCAGUAAUCCCCGCCGUCCCCGAGGUCCUGAUCUGCGGCACGAGCGGCGUGGGCAGCGGCGAACUUCCCCGCGCCAUCAGCACCUACUGUUCCCACGCCAUCUUCACGGGGGAACUGAUCGUAGAUGAGGACGACUACGGCGCCUACUACUUCCACGUGCCGGACAAAGAGGCCCUGUCGGAGUUCCUGAAGGUCAGGGACCCCGUGAAGCGCUACGUGUCCGUGGGCUGCUCCAUGUUCCACGACAACGGCAGCACCGCCCUGGUUGUAGCAGUCUCUCGCUUCCUCAGCAAGCACGUGCUGUCGGGAGUUGAGCUCAGGGCGGGCUCCCAAGAGGACCUGGACGCCGCCGUCCUCCUCUUACGGACAUUCCACCGGAUCCACCCGACUGACCUGUACCUAAUAUUGAGGAUCUCAUCGGCGCUCCUACCCGAUAAGAAGUUCUUCGAGGACGUGUCGAUGCACCUGGAGCACAUUAUCUUCGAGAGCCAGGAGCUUGAAGCGGACCACCAGCAUUCGAUUCGGUUUCCCAAUCCGUACCAGCCCUCGGAAAAGGCAGUCACCAAUGGCACCUUCCUCAAGCAGCAGCUGUCCAAGGUAUGGGCCUUGCGCCAGUCUCUGGAAAGAGCGGACGGCUGGUGCCUCAGCCUGUCCCUGGGGGUGAUCAAGAACAUCAGGGACAGCCUGUACAUGCACCUCGCCCGGAUCACCCGAUACGAUUACACGAGCCUGCAUGAGGUCUGUGGGUUGCUCAACAAUGGAGAGGUCAAGUCCAACCCUCGAUCCAUGUCUCGCUUCCUGAACACGGACUACGUCUUCUACGGAUUCGAAGACCGACACAGUCUUGUUCACAAGAUGUCCCGCCUCCUGCACGAGUUCCCCGGCAUGUGUUUGGCCGCGUACGACGUGGAGCGCGACGACGUGGACGGCUACUGCAGGGCCUCGGGCCACGACGUCGGCGCGCCCCUCAUCGGAGUCCUGCACUCCAUGGUCUUUCCCCAAUAG